Messenger RNA from Helobdella robusta, 1011 nucleotides. RefSeq lists its product as hypothetical. Gene Ontology annotation, cellular component: axon; cytoplasm; perikaryon. The transcript is spliced from 8 exons. The record is from RefSeq and is a predicted model, not a curated record. Bases 1 to 1011 code for a protein of 336 amino acids. NCBI's taxonomy places the organism in Eukaryota, Metazoa, Annelida, Clitellata, Rhynchobdellida, Glossiphoniidae. Gene Ontology annotation, biological process: aromatic amino acid metabolic process. Gene Ontology annotation, molecular function: tyrosine 3-monooxygenase activity; iron ion binding.
AUGAUUCCUAGGACAAUUGAAGAUUUAGAUUUUUGCAACCAUCUUUUAAACAAGUUUGACCCGGAACUUGACCAAAAACAUCCUGGUUUUAGUGAUUUGGUGUAUAGAAAAAGAAGACAACAAAUCGCGGAAAAAGCAUAUGGCUAUAAAAGUGGAAUGUCGAUACCGUAUAUUGAUUAUCAAGAAGAUGAAACACUUACCUGGAGGAAUGUAUACAAUAGCCUGAAAUUGUUGUAUAAGAGCUACGCAUGUCAGCAAUACAUCGAUGCAUUCAAUGAACUUGAAAAAUGCAAAUUGUAUACCGAUAAAUCAAUUCCACAACUUGAAAAUGUGUCGAACUUUUUGAAAAGAAAAACAGGAUUUCAGCUAAGACCAGUUGCUGGUCUGUUGUCUGCAAGAGAUUUUUUGGCAAGUUUGGCUUUCCGUGUUUUUCAGUGUACACAAUACAUAAGACACGCUUCAAAGCCUGACCACACCGUUGAGCCAGAUUGUGUUCAUGAAUUACUUGGUCACGUUCCUAUGCUGGCAAAUCCAGAAUUUGCCGAAUUUUCUCAAGAAAUUGGUCUGGCGUCAUUGGGUGCCAGUGAUGAAAACAUAGAAAAACUAUCUACCGUCUACUGGUUCACUGUAGAAUUCGGUUUGUGUAAGCAAGAGGGUCAACUGAAAGCGUAUGGGGCGGGCUUGUUAUCGGCUUACGGAGAACUGAAAUACUCGCUUUCAGACAAUGCAACUAAAUUGAUUUUCGAUCCUGAAAUUGCUUCAGUGCAAAAGUACGAUGAUCAAAACUAUCAGUCAGUUUAUUUUGUCGCAGAGUCAUUUGAAGAUAUGAAGAAACAAGUCAAAAAAUUUGCUUUAACGUUGAAUCAAAACCUGAACGUUUGUUAUGAUCCUUACACUCAGACAGUAAGUAUGAUAGAUGAUCAGUUUGCUGCAGGAAAAUUGAUGAAAGAUGUAAAAGAGAAAGUUUAUUUAUUAUCGCAAGUUAUGUCUAAGUUGAAAAUUGACCUUUAA